AUGAAUAAUAAUCAAAUUUAUAUCAGUCCUCAAAAUGAAAACUUAUCACAGCUCUAUCUCCUAUUAGAUACUCUGGUCAACCAAAUUGAAGAAAAUAAAAAGAUUAAAGAAGGAUUGUUAUCGAAGAUUGAUAAUUUAGAUUCUUGUAUUCGUGAAAACAAAAUUUCAAAAAAUAAGGCUACUAUUGAUAAUGGUUCUAAUACUAGCACCGAUACUAAUGCAAGCAAUACUACAACUAAUUCUUUUAAACAGGAUAUAACAAUUUUUCAAAAUUUUAUUGAUAGAUCAUCGCCAUCACUAAAUGAGGGAGACUCAGGUAGCAAUGAUCAAUUGGAAAUUUUACGUCAACAGAAUGUGCACUUGAAAAAUAUUCUAGAUAAUAGAAUUAAUAUUAAUGAAAGAUCUUUUAAUGAAUUAAGCAAUAGUGAGGAUUCUCUAAUGUACGUGACUGAAAUUCUACGUCAGCACGUUUACGUGUCCCAUCUAGAUUCUAUUAAAAUUUUAAAAUCUGCUCUAAAUGAUAAAAUUUAUGCAUCACAUGAACAAGAAUCACAAACUUAUAUCGAUACUAUUGAUGAAUUGGAUAAACUAAUGGCGAUUUCAAAAUGUUACAGCUCUCUAUUGAAAAUUUUGCCUACUGAGCCUUCCAACGACGGAAAUAUAGACCUAACUUAG
Messenger RNA from Vanderwaltozyma polyspora DSM 70294, 675 nucleotides. It is a transcript of the gene FAR7, whose product is annotated as Far7p. The record is from RefSeq and is a predicted model, not a curated record. Lineage: Eukaryota; Fungi; Ascomycota; Saccharomycetes; Saccharomycetales; Saccharomycetaceae. The transcript has a single exon. The coding region runs from base 1 to 675 and encodes 224 amino acids.